Entelurus aequoreus (snake pipefish) is the source of this 1335-nucleotide messenger RNA. It is a transcript of the gene igfbp5a, whose product is annotated as insulin-like growth factor binding protein 5a. Gene Ontology annotation, molecular function: insulin-like growth factor II binding; fibronectin binding; insulin-like growth factor I binding. Lineage: Eukaryota; Metazoa; Chordata; Actinopteri; Syngnathiformes; Syngnathidae. The coding region runs from base 7 to 780 and encodes 257 amino acids. Gene Ontology annotation, cellular component: extracellular region. The transcript is spliced from 4 exons. Gene Ontology annotation, biological process: regulation of insulin-like growth factor receptor signaling pathway. The record is from RefSeq and is a predicted model, not a curated record.
UGUUUGAUGUUCGGAUCGAUGCUGCGUCUGCCCCUCCUGCUGCUCCCCCUGCUCGUCAUCGCCGGCUGCGGCGCGUCGUACGUGCCGUGCGAGCCGUGCGACCCGAAGGCCCGCUCCCUGUGUCCGCCGGUGCCGGCGGGGUGCCAGGCGGUGAAGGAGCCCGGCUGCGGCUGCUGCCUGACGUGCGCGCUGGAGGAGGGCCGGCCGUGCGGCGUGUACACCGGGCCGUGCGCCCGCGGAUUGCGCUGCCUCCCCAAGAGCGGCGAGGAGAAGCCGCUGCACGCCCUCCUGCACGGCCGCGGCGUGUGCAGGAACGAGAAGUUGUAUAAACUGCUGCACCCUUCCAAAGAGUCCAUGAUGCCCCAGACCAAGGUGCCCAUAUACGGACGGGAUCACAUCAGUAGUCGGAAGGCCCAGGCGAUGAAGCAGGCCAAGGAUCGCAAAAAGCAGCUCGCCCGGGUGGGGGCCAACAGCAACCUGGACCUCCCUCUGCACGGCUUUGGGAAAAUGGAGCCCGAGUUUGGCCCCUGCAGGAGACGCCUGGACCACCUCAUCCAGAGCAUGAAGGACACCUCCCGGGUCUUGGCUCUGUCCUUGUACAUCCCCAACUGUGACAAAAAAGGCUUCUUCAAGCGCAAACAGUGCAAGCCGUCUCGCGGACGCCGGAGGGGAAUCUGCUGGUGCGUGGACCGCUUCGGCGCCAAGAUCCCGGGCAUCAACUACGCGGGUGGCGACUUGCAGUGCAAAGACUUGGACAGCAGCAGCAACAGGAAUGAGUGAGCUCGGGUCGAACCGGCGCACUUAACAACUGCCGACCCGGCGAGGUCAUGCGAUGGACUGUUGUUUGUAAAGGGGAAGCCAAAACUCUUGUAUGUAACUGUGGCUCCCCUGCUAACUGUGUUCCUUUUCUUUAUAUCCAUAGACCAUUGGUUACAGAGUGCAUAUAUAUGUAUAUAUGUAUAUACAGUACAGGCCAAACGUUUGGACACACCUUCUCAUUUCAAUGCCUUUUCUUUAUUUUCAUGACUAUUUACAUUGUAGAUUGUCACUGAAGGCAUCAAAACUAUGACACCUGUGAAGUGAAAACCCUUUCAGGUGACUACCUCUUGAAGCUCAUCCAGAGAAUGCCAAGAGUGUGCAAAGCAGUAAUCAGAGCAAAGGGUGGCUAUUUUGAAGAAACUAGAAUAUAAAACAUGUUUUCAGUUAUUUCACCUUUUUUUUUGUUAAGUACAUAACUCCACAUGUGUUCAUUCAUAGUUUUGAUGACUUCAGUGACAAUCUACAAUGUAAAUAGUCAUGAAAAUAAAGAAAACGCAUUGAAUGAGGUGUGUCCAA